AUGGACUACAAUUUUAAUACCUAUUAUUAUGUGCCACAUAAUCAAUACACAGUGCCUGUAUUGCCUAUCUCAGAAGAGAACAUGUCUAGAUCGGAAAUGUACCUAUUCAUUUUUGUGAUGUUCAGAUUACCAUUACAGCUACUUUCAGUGAUUAUGUUCCCAGACAAGUUAGAAGCAUGUGACAUGGUGAGCUUUUCUAUUGUUAACCCAAUUCUAGCGUCAUUCUACAAGCAAUUGGCUUCAACCAAAACUCCUGGCUUUUAUCAUUAUCGGAGGAAGAGUGUAACUAACAAGUUAUAUCCACAUACCGAUCGCCUGACUAGUUUCAUUUUUUUCCUGCUAGCUUUAAACUGCUUUUAUUUCUACUUGGAUAUAAAGCGAAGACGAGCUUAUGGUAUGAACUUGGCGAGAAAACUUAACAUACUAGACCAAGAAUAUUUAAAAAUGAGUUAUGAAUCUGAUUCAGAUUUAAAUGAUUCAGAUUCUACAGCGGUAGACUAUGAUACUGAAGAGUGUUUUAUUUACCAGGAUCAAUUUUAUUACCUGGAGCCAAAUGAUUUACAGGAAGACUUUGGAGAUUUCCUACUUGACUACAGGAAUACUGUCUUGUAUAGGGGCCUAGGGUUACAUACUGGACAGAGGACAACGUAUUUAGAUAGUCGACGCCAAAAGGGUGCAUUAAGCUUGGUCUUGGGGAAUGAUUUGGUGACAUAA
Naumovozyma castellii is the source of this 714-nucleotide messenger RNA. RefSeq lists its product as uncharacterized. The transcript has a single exon. The coding region runs from base 1 to 714 and encodes 237 amino acids. NCBI's taxonomy places the organism in Eukaryota, Fungi, Ascomycota, Saccharomycetes, Saccharomycetales, Saccharomycetaceae. The record is from RefSeq and is a predicted model, not a curated record.